Molecule: messenger RNA, 852 nt
Organism: Closterium sp. Naga37s-1
Lineage: Eukaryota; Viridiplantae; Streptophyta; Zygnematophyceae; Desmidiales; Closteriaceae
Source: the annotation of a GenBank genome assembly
AUGCCUCCCCGCGCGGGCGCGGCCAACACGGGCGCCAUGAGGAGGCGAGCUGGUCUGCCGCAUCCAGGCAAUCGUCCUGUGGGCCGUCUAGAAUCGUGUUCCCCGGGACACGCGGAAGGGAACUGUGUGCCAGCACCUGGACCAGCAGGAGCGCCCACAUGCUCUCAAAGAGCCACCACAGCUGGCCGAGUGUCGCCUCGGGCACGCGGACCUGUCCCCCCACCAGGAAGGGGAGGGGAUCAUCGGCAGCAGGGGCAGCAACAUCAGCCGCAAGGAGGGGAGGAUACUACGCCCUCACCGCUCCUCCUCCCGCUCCCACAAAUUCCAUGCCCGCCACUGGCGGGACCCACAACAUCCGACGACGGGAGCUUGCCGCCUCUCCUCCGGGAGCAGGCGCCGAUACGGCAGGAGCAGCAGGAGGAGGAGCAACCUGUUGUGGUGCAAUUCCAGGAUGAGCAGCGGGAGGGGGAGCAGCUGGCCAUGGUGCCACCUAGUGCGAGCCGCUCUGGCUCGCCGUGCCGGCCUGGGCGUCGCGCAUCGCUGCCGACACAAUGUGCUGAAUGUCCGACCGCGUCAACGGCGCAUCAGAUGAAUUGCCACGUCCGCGACCGCGACCUCCUCUCCAGCCACCAUGCCCGCCGCGGUGUGCAGGCCAAUUCGCUGGGGAUUGACGGCGCCGAGAAGAAUCGCCACGUCCACGACCGCGACCUCCUCUCCAGCCACCAUGCCAGCCGCGGUGUGCAGGCCAAUUUGCUGGGGAUUGACGGCGUCGAGGUGACUCACGCCGGUGUCGGGUCGAUUCGCGCCCAUCAUGUGGCAAGGGGGGGUGAUGACGAGAGGGGCGGCGAUUGA